Molecule: messenger RNA, 6885 nt
Organism: Callithrix jacchus (white-tufted-ear marmoset)
Lineage: Eukaryota; Metazoa; Chordata; Mammalia; Primates; Cebidae
Gene: ZGRF1
Product: zinc finger GRF-type containing 1
Biological process (GO): double-strand break repair
Cellular component (GO): site of double-strand break; nucleus
Molecular function (GO): zinc ion binding; helicase activity
Source: RefSeq, a predicted model, not a curated record
AAGAACAUGAUUGGCGGGUUGAAAGUGUCGGUUUUUGGCUGAGACAGAGGUGGGCGGGCUAAAUCUUGGGUCCUCAUCUGGUACGGUCCCGUGUUAAUGACGUCACACUGUUUCGCGGGAGAAAUUCGAAAGUGGAUUUUGUGGAAUUUGACAGGUGAGGUGAAGGUGUUACUCGGGAUUUCCUAGGAAUGAAAGGUUGUAUAAAUAGUUGAAUAACUACUUCCUAUUUUCUGGACCCAGCAGUUUAUAACUUCAGAAGAAAUGAUGGAAAGCCAAGAAUUUAUUGUCCUAUAUACUCAUCAGAAGAUGAAGAAGUCAAAAGUGUGGCAAGAUGGAAUUCUGAAGAUCACUCACUUAGGAAACAAAGCAAUUUUAUAUGAUGACAAAGGAGCAUGUUUGGAGAGUCUGUUUCUUAAAUGCCUUGAGGUGAAACCUGGAGAUGACUUAGAAAGUGAUCGAUACUUAAUCACAGUUGAAGAGAUUAAAGUUGCUGGAGCCACAGGUAUCGUUAAGCAGAAUAUCAAUAAAGAAGCACCAGAGUUAAAUUCAAGGACACUGAUAUCCUCUGGCCGAUCUCUUGGAUGUCAGCCCUCUGGCUUAAAAAGGAGGUUUACUGGUUUUCAAGGACCACGUCAGGUUCCGAAGAAAAUGGUUAUUACAGAAAGCAGUGAAUCAGCUGCAUCACAUGAAGCUAAGAAACCUGGCCCUACUUUUUUUUCUCCAUUCUACAGCAUGCCUCCUUUGUUUCCUACUGUUGGCAAGAAAGAUGUAAAUAAUAUACCAGCAGACCCUGAGAACGUUGUGACUUACAAGAACAGACAGAGAAAUGCCACGGAUUUUUCUUCAGUUUUUUCUCCAUCCUUCCACAUUAACCCAGAAGUGCUAUGUGAAGAAAAUUAUUUUUGCUCUCCUAUGAAUUCUGGAAGUAAACUUUCAGACUCUUUACUGACCAAUGAGCCUGUGAAAAGAGAUAGUUUGGCAUCCCACUGUUCAGGAAUUCCACAAAACGCCAGAAGCAAAGCACAGAUAUUAGCUCUUCUGAAGUCCCAAUCAACUGAUACCUGUGAGGAACUAAAUUCUGAGAUGACAGAGCAUUUUCCUCAAAAACAACCACAUGGAAGUUUAAAGAUUGCUACUAAAUCAAAGUAUGUAAUUCAACAGGAAGAGUGUGCUGAGAUGAAGAGCACAGAAAAUUUAUACUACCAGCAUCAAUCAGAAAAUACCAUGAGAAAUAAAAGCCGCUGGGCCAUGUAUUUAUCCUCACAAAGUUCACCUAUGCAUUUUUCUACUGAAGAUGGGCAUGAUACAGAAAGGAAACCCAAGGCUCAGGAAGAGGACAUGACUUCUAAUUUGAAAGAUCUUUUCUUACAAAAAAAGAUACAGUUCUUUGAAACAUGUGCUAAGGAGGGGAAAAAGUGUAAUGUAGACAAGUCAGUUGGUAAUAAUGAUCAAUCCUGGAAUCAAGAAGUAAAAUUAGAAAUUCCUUCAUCCAGUGAUGGCAGUAGCUUACAGGUUAAAAGUGCAGAAACUGAAGGUACAUUAUCAGAAUCUGACAUUCAAGAAGAUAAUAAAAUAUCUUUUAAUCAAAAUGACAAGGUGUGCAUUAAAGGAUCAGUUCUCGUUAAAGAAAAUGAUCAGGGGGUAAAUACAUGUGGAACACUGGAAAAGGAGUGUGAACAAUCAGAGUCAUCUCCUCCAGAACCGAAACAUCUCCAGACUGAAUCUAGUAAUAAUGCUAGGAUCUCUGAUGACAUUACAGACAUGUUUUCUAAAAGUAAAAUGGAUAAUGAAAAUCUUAUUAGUAUUCAUGAAUCGCUGAGUAAUGUAACACAACCAUUUUUGGAGGUAACUUUUAAUCUGAACAAUUUUGAAACCAGUGACAGUGAGGAGGAGUCACAUGAAAGCAAAAAAAUUAGCCAGGAUUCAGAGAGUUCGGUAAAGGACAUUUUGGUUAAGGAUGACAAUUUAUGUGUUCAAAAGAGGUCUGAGAAUACAAACUGUAAAGAGAUUGAGGGUGAACAUUUGCCACUCUUGACAUCUGUUGGUGGCAAACCUACAGAGACAUUUCCUAUUAAAGAGACUCUGCCAUCACAGUUGUGUGAUAAAACUUUUGUGGGUUUUGACUUGGAAAUUUGUAAAGCUGGAAACACUGGAAAAGAAAUAGAGGAGUAUAGUGACACAUUGAGCAAUUUUGAAUCUUUUGAGUGGACUGAUGAUGUAUACAUAGGUAACAAAGAAGAUGAUAAUAAAUGUAUUCAAGAAGUCAGAAUUAACUAUGACUCUGCUUUACUUCCAAAUAAAUCUAAAGAUAUAAACAUGAAUUCACAUAUUUCUCAUAUUCGAAACCAGACUGCUGAAAACAGUAACCUAUUUUCAGAAGAUGCUCAACCUCAUCCUUUUAUUUUGGGAAGUUUAGACAAAAAUGAUGAACAUGUUUUACCAUCAACUUCUAGCAGUGACAGCAGUGUCCAACUAUUAAAUACCAAUCAGAAUCACUCUGAUUGUAUUACACUUGAUAAAUCAAAUACCCACAUUUCCAAUUCUUUGUUUUACCCACUGGGAAAAAAGCAUCUUAUUUCCAAAGACACAGAAGCACAUAUAUCUAAACCUGAAGAUUUGGGAAAGAUUAUUAGUCUACCCCCUAACCAUAUUGAAGCUGAAACUUCCAGAGAGGACAAACAAUACUGGAAUCCUAGAAAUUCUUUAGAACUUUCUGGAUUAGUAAAUACCAUUUCCAUUUUAAAGUCACUAUCUGAACACAGUACUGCUUUAGACAGCUUGGAAAUAUUGAGAAAGAAAAAUAAUGUCUUUGAACAAGGAACUCAACAGACAUAUGAGCCAGAUAGCAGUCCUGAAGUGAGGAAACCAUUUACUACAGUAGUUUCACAAGAGUCUCCUCAUCUGCACAAGGAUUCUCAACAGAUACUAAAAGAAGAUAAAGUUGAACUAAGUGAACCACUUCAGUCUUUGCAGUUCUCUUCCUUGGGAAGUAAAGAAGAGACUGCUUUUCUAGCUGUUAUUCCUAAACAAAUAGACAGGAAAACCUCUGAUCCUAAGCCUGUUGAGUUUCAAGGGCAUCAAGUAAAAGGAUCAGCCGCUAGUGGUUUAAUGGUCAGAGGACACAGCUCACAGCUAGGAUGCAGUCAGUUUCCAGAGAGCAUUGAGUAUGAAAACUUCAUGACGGACACUUGUUUUUUGUCACCAAAGUUACCUAGCAUGUGUAUGCAGAUUGACUUCUUGCAGUUCGCAGAUAAAGAAAACUUUCCAAAAGGAGGUACUAGCUUUAACAUUGAAGACAAUUUUAAAGUGCUAUCUGGGUCUGAGAAGGACUCAAUUGAAAAUGAUUCAAUUUUAGGUUUUUCUCCUAAAGAUUCAGAACAUUUAUAUCAUUAUUUGGAUUAUAAUUUUAAAUCAGCAGAGAAGACUUCAUGGAAAGCAAAUAAGGUGACAUCACCAGAACAAAACAUCUGUACAUUGAGCCCUGUUUCUACCUUUUCUUUGAACUCAAGAGAUGAAGACUUCGUAGUUGAAUUCUCUGAGAGGUCCCUGAAAGCAAGAUCUUUACCUGGUGAUCUUCAUUUUCUCCACUUGGAGGGAAUGAAAAAAUCCAGUUCUCUGGAGAAUGAGAACCUUCAACGGCUUUCAUUAGUAAGUAGAACCCGGGUUCCACUUAUUACUUUGCCACCUACUGAUGGACCACCUGACUUAGACUCUCAUUCAUAUAUGAUCAACUCUAACACAUGUGAGUCUUCUGGUUCCCCGAAGCUGAACUUGUGUGAAGAGUCAGCAGUUCUUUCUUUUAGCAUUGAGCCUGAGGAUCAUAAUGAAACCUCUUUCUGUGGAGAAUCUAGGGAAGUGACUCCAGGGGAUGUUUCACUUCUCACUAAUAUAUCUACUCAGAGCAAGUGGCUGAAAUAUCAAAACACAUCUCGAUGUAACAUGACUACUCCAAACAGAGUUGAUAAGAGAAUAACCAAUGGCUUCUUUGCUGAGGCUAUUUCUGGGAUGCAUUUUAUAGAUACAAGUAAAAGACAGAGUGAUGCUAUCAGUGGAAGCUCUUUAGACUCUGUGCAUUUGCAAAUGAUAAAAGGCAUGCUCUAUCAACAGCAGCAGGAUUUUAGCAGUCAAGAUUUGGUUUCCAGAAAGAAAGAAUUUUCUCUGAAUUUAAAGCAGACUUCUAAGACAGAGGAAAUUAAAAAUGUAUUAGGAGGAUCUACCUGCUAUGACAGUGUAAAGGAUUUACAGGAGAUAAGUGGCUCUGAGCUAUGCUUUCCAAGUGGGCAGAAAUUAAAGUCUGCUUAUCUUCCACAAAGGCAAAUUCACAUACCAGCUGUUUUUCAGUCUCCUGCUCAUUAUAAGCAGACUUUCACAGCUUGCCUCAUAGAACAUCUAAAUAUAUUGCUGUUUGGGUUAGCACAAAACUUGCACAAAGCUCUCUCAAAAGUUGACAUAUCAUUUUACACAUCAUUGAAGGGAGACAGCCUGAAAAACGUAGAAAAUAAUGUACCAUCCUGUCAUCAUAGUCAACCUGCAAAACUUGUCAUGGUUAAAAAGGAAGGUCCAAAUAAGGGUCGUCUCUUUUAUACAUGUGAUGGACCCAAAGCUGAUAGAUGUAAAUUCUUUAAAUGGCUUGAGGACGUGACUCCAGGAUAUUUAACACAGGAAGGAGCUCAACCUGGCAUGGUUUUAAGUGAUAUUAAGAGUAUUGGCUUGUACUUAAGAAGUCAAAAGAUACCACUCUAUGAGGAAUGCCAGCUUUUUGUGAGAAAAGGAUUUGAUUUUCAGAGAAAACAGUAUGGCAAACUAAAGAAGUUUACUACUGUAAAUCCUGAGUUUUAUAAUGAACCAAAAACCAGACUUUAUCUUAAGCUGAGUCGAAAGGAAAGUUCUUCAGCUUAUAGCAAAAAUGAUCUUUGGGUGGUUUCAAAAACCCUAGACUUUGAGCUGGAUACUUUUAUUGCAUGUAGUGCUUUCUUUGGACCAUCAUCUAUCAAUGAGAUAGAAUUACUGCCUUUGAAAGGCUAUUUCCCUUCUAAUUGGCCCACUAACAUGGUUGUCCAUGCGUUAUUGGUUUGUAAUGCUAGCACAGAACUGACUACUUUGAAAAACAUUCAGGACUACUUUAAUCCAGCUACUCUACCUCUAACACAGUACCUGUUAACAAUGUCUUCGCCAACUAUAGUUAGCAACAAAAGAGUCAGUAAGAGAAAAUUUUUCCCACCAGCCUUCACAAAUGUCAGCACAAAAUUUGAACUACUCGGCCUAGGAGCAACAUUGAAGUUAGCUAGUGAGGUGAUUGAGGCACACAGGUUAAACAAAGAUCAAGCUAUAGCUCUAAUCCAGAUAGCUCAGAUGAUGGCAUCACAUGAAAGUGUUGAAGAAGUGAAGGAACUGCAAGCUCAUACCCUCCCUAUCACGAUCAUACAUGGUGUGUUUGGAGCAGGAAAGAGUUAUUUGCUGGCAGUGGUGAUUUUGUUCUUUGUACAGCUGUUUGAAAAGAAUGAAGCUCCGAACACUGGAAAUGCAAGGCCAUGGAAACUUCUGAUUUCUUCUUCUACGAAUGUGGCUGUUGACAGAGUACUUCUUGGGCUUCUCAGUCUUGGAUUUGAAAACUUUGUCAGAGUUGGGAGUGUUAGGAAGAUUGCCAAACCAAUCUUACCUUAUAGCUUACAUGCUGGCUCAGAAAAUGAAAGUGAACAAUUAAAAGAACUACAUGCACUAAUGAAAGAAGACCUGACUCCUACAGAAAGAGUCUAUGUGAGAAAAAGCAUUGAGCAGCAUAAACUGGGGACCAAUAGAACCCUGCUGAAACAGGUUCAAGUAGUUGGAGUUACCUGUGCAGCCUGCCCAUUCCCAUGCAUGAAUGAUCUUAAAUUUCCAGUAGUUGUGCUGGACGAGUGUAGUCAGAUAACUGAACCAGCCUCUCUCCUUCCCAUUGCAAGGUUUGAGUGUGAAAAACUGAUUCUUGUUGGGGAUCCCAAACAGCUACCUCCUACUAUUCAGGGUUCUGAUGCAGCUCAUGGAAAUGGAUUGGAACAAACUCUUUUUGAUCGACUUUGCUUAAUGGGUCACAAGCCAGUUCUGUUGAGAACUCAAUACCGUUGUCACCCUGCAAUCAGUGCUAUUGCUAAUGAUAUGUUUUACGAAGGAAAUCUCAUGAAUGGUGUAACAGAAAUAGAGAGGAGCCCUUUAUUGGAAUGGCUACCAACCCUGUGUUUUUAUAAUGUUAAAGGACUAGAACAGCUUGAAAGAGAUAACAGCUUUCAUAAUGUGGCAGAAGCUGCUUUUACACUCAAGCUGAUUCAAUCACUGAUUGCAAGUGGAAUAGCGGGCUCUAUGAUUGGCGUGAUAACAUUAUACAAAUCCCAAAUGUAUAAGCUUUGUCAUUUACUCAGUACUGUAGACUUUGACCAUCCUGAUAUUAAAACUGUGCAGGUGUCCACAGUAGAUGCUUUUCAGGGAGCUGAAAAGGAAAUCAUUAUUUUGUCCUGUGUAAGGACAAGACAAGUAGGAUUUAUUGAUUCAGAAAAAAGAAUGAAUGUUGCAUUGACCAGAGGAAAGAGGCAUUUGCUGAUUGUGGGAAAUUUAGUCUGUUUGAGGAAAAAUCGACUGUGGGGACGUGUGAUUCAACAUUGUGAAGGAAGGGAAGAUGGAUUGCAACAUGCAAGCCAGUAUGAACCACAGCUGAACCAUCUCCUUAAAGAUUAUUUUGAAAAACAAGCUGAAGAAAAACAGAGGAAAAAGAGUGAAAAAAGAUAAAUAUCAUUCACAAAAGGCAUGGUAUAAGUAUUUUGUAUUUAUGUAAAUUUAGACUCAUUUUACACUUUUAAAUAUAUUUCUUACUCUAACUCUGUUAUUAAAAAUGCUUUAUAUUUAAAUAACAUA